Molecule: messenger RNA, 5362 nt
Organism: Ruditapes philippinarum (Manila clam)
Lineage: Eukaryota; Metazoa; Mollusca; Bivalvia; Venerida; Veneridae
Exons: 25
Coding region: 52-4437 (1461 amino acids)
Biological process (GO): cell morphogenesis; calcium-dependent cell-cell adhesion; adherens junction organization
Cellular component (GO): plasma membrane; catenin complex; adherens junction
Molecular function (GO): calcium ion binding; cadherin binding
Source: RefSeq, a predicted model, not a curated record
CCGUAAACAAGUCAUAAGAUUUCAUUAUUAUAAUAUUAUGUGAACACAGUGAUGUUUGCUGUUUGCUUGAUUUUUCUUUCGUCUAUUUUGUCAGUUUCAGAUGCCAGUUCCAUCGACAACAAUCCUGGAACUGUCAGUAUACAUGAAAACUAUGAUGGAACACACAACAUGUGGAGCAUCUCGGCCACGUGCUAUGUACGAUACACUACAUCAUACCAGUGUAAUACGAAGCGAUACACAAACUGUGGCGUAUUCGGGUGGGGAUGGCGUGCGUGUACUUACUACGUGACAAAAACGUGUUAUCAACAUUCCUACGCCAAUGUCGCUUGCAACCAGUUUUACAUCAAUUCCGACCCGUCAGGAAACUUUCAAAUGAGCGGUUCCACCGUUCAGAAGAAGACAUGUACAUCACUUUACUGUGGUCCAACGUGUAACGCUGACGGAUGUCUUAACAGUGGUGAAUCUCAUACUGUUGGUGUUACUGCUUAUAGAACUGGAUACGAAACAAAUGGUGCCAUUUCUGGAUCGUUCACUGUCAGCGUAUAUGCAGCCAAUCCGCCAACAUUUUACUACAGUUCUGGGAACUCAAUAAGUGUAUCCCACGACACGGCUGGUAUAGGAACCGUCAUCAACACAUUAGUUCCGUCCUUUAUUGAUAACGGUUACGAUUAUGAUUACAUACGGUAUCGUCAGAACAGCGGGCCGGGGAAUUCAUAUAUACACGGGACAUCCAAUCUCUUCUAUUUGGACACAUCUAACGGACAGGUCAAAGUUGGGAAAGAUUUGACUCUAGAAUUUUCUUAUUAUUUCAAUAUGAACUUAUGCGUUUAUGACAGAAGGCAUAGGGAAGUUUGUCAUGAUCUCAACAUUACCUUGUGGGCGUGUUUUCAGACGCCAACGUGUUAUGACCAAUCAGAUAAUAAUAUUAUUGAUACAUAUGGAACACGCACUGGUCACAGUGGAAGCAGUGACACGAUUUUCAACAUGAACUAUCCACAACCAACGGAACAUUUCCCAGCAUUCAGUUCUGUAUGGCAUGACCUCACGUGGACUUUUGAUUUGAACGAAUUCCCAGAGGCAGCCAUUAAUUCUGAUACAGGAGAAAUAUACAUCACUCGUAAUAUCAGCAUUUGGCCGUCAUGGCCGACACAAGAUUACAACCAGGUGGUACGGGUGGCCAACUCACAGUCCUGUUACACAACAACGUGUAACUUUAAAGUUCGAAUCCACUACACUAAUUGGCCAAUAGAUAUCCGCAGUUUGCCCACAACCUAUUACCUUCACGAGGAUUAUGAUUGGGAGAGGCGCAUUCAUUCAUUAAUAACAUAUGAUUAUAAUUAUUACUGGGAAGACAAUGUCACGUGCCAAAUAAUCAGCUGGUCCCCUAGUGAGGCUAAUAUGUUUGAGCUUAGACAUGACGGGAACCAUUCCUAUAAUUCAUACAGCCUUUAUAAGCUGAGAUGUCAGACACCAGGAUGUGGUUACAAAUACCAACAACCCCGGGCUUAUUACUGUGAUACUGAUAUCGGUUGUUUAACUCACAACCGGACUCAACAAUAUACAGUGACAAUACAGUGUUGGGACGGGUACAACUCAACCGACGUUGAGGUCUUUACGUUUCGUGUUGUUAAAAAUGCAGUGCCUGCCUAUAGGCAUUUACCGACCCACAUUGAUCUUAAUCGACAGACAGUGUCAUAUCUAGACAACAUUUUCGAGAUAAUGUACUCGGACGCUGAAAACGAAAACUUGAUUUAUGAAUAUACAUACCAAGACGUUGAUACCAAUGUUGAUCCGAACUACUUUCUGGGAACAACUUGGGGAAACUAUUACAAUCAACUAGGCAACAUUACCAUGACAACAUAUUUAUGGGAUAAGGAAGUCAACAAAACUUACAGGAUUCACGUUUGUGGUCAUGAGAGGAGGAACGAGAUCUGUGAAGAUCUCACGAUCGACGUAGAAGAAUAUUGCAGUGCCACGCCUCAGUGUAACGAUGGCACAUUUUCAACGAAUACCGAGGCUAGUGUAGGCGACGAAAUGUUUGACAUAUCAUCUCUCGUGUAUGGCGGUACCUUUAGUGGUCUCAGCUAUUCUAUAAAAUCAGAUCCCUCUUCAUUAUUCACAGUUGAUUCUUCAACAGGAUCAGUUACCCUGGCGGAACAGUUUGAGGAGGUAUUUGACUCGGCUACAUAUUCAAUAGUUGCUUACGUUUUCAAUGACGGAUCUUGUAAUUAUGCUCAGUGUCAACUAACUGUUGUAGUUAGCGCUGUUAAUUAUGCGGUUGAGAUAACAAAUUUGCCAGCGACUGUUGCUAUAUCCGAGGAUACUACAACGUCAGGAACUUUGUUUACAGUGUCAACAUCUGAUGCUAAUUCUGCUGACACGUACACGUGUGAAAUUGUCAACACUAACUCGGUUGAACCAUUUUAUCUUGAUAGAAUUCCACCAAUAUCUGGAAUGUAUGCAGUACUGAACAGAGAGAACGGAGGGUUGUCGUCUGCUACAACAACUUAUUCCGUGUCAAUCGAGUGUACGGACAGUCAUAGCGGAAGUGAUACAGACAUCCUAACAAUUACUGUAACACUGAACGAAGCUCCAACUUUCACAAGUUUUUCAACCGCGACACCAAACAGCUUUAAUGCAGAUCCCAUGAAUUAUAAAGUUGGUGACACACUACAUACAGUGGCCGCUACAGACAAUGAAGGAGAUGACCUCACCUUCACAUGUACUAUAGCCAACUCGCAAGUACCUUAUGAAUGUGAAACAGAGGCGACAUCAGUGAAGUUAAAGAUAAAUCGAGAACUAAGAAUAGUUGAUGAUGAUGGUCAGACAUAUAGUGUCCAGAUUUGUCUUAAAGAUCCCAAACAUGCUGACCAAUGUGGAGAUCUAGAUGUCACAUUUACACGAGUUAAAACUCACCCAGAGAUUACCAACUUACCAGAUUCAAAAUCGUUUCCCGAGGAUACCUCCGUCGGCGCUAAUUUAUUCACGGCGGCGAUAUCAAAUCCAGACGUCGGAGAAACCAAUACUGUUACCGUCCGAGUUGACCCAAAUUCAGAACUAUCUGUGUUUAGUUUGGAUACAUCAAAUGGAAUUUUGACUCUUAGCCAAUUUCUUGACUAUGAACGUGUCAAUAGCUACAUGUUUACGUUCUCUGUGAGAGAUGACUAUCUUGACGGACUAGCGGAGAAAACUCUGAAAGUUGCCGUGACAAACGUCAAUGAAGGCAACUCCAUCAGUGCUUCAACAACUGCUAUAUCAUUUACAGAGGAUACGGCUGCGGGCACGGAACUAUCAGAUCCUGGAUUGUCUUGCACUGAUAUAGAUGGUGACACAACACAAUACGCCAUACAGAGUGGUCUUCAUAACGACUUCUUUAGUAUUGACAGUAACAAUGGUCAUAUCACGUUGGCAAAAGUAUGGGACCUGGAAGACUCGAGCACAACUUUACCUUCAUCGACAUCUCUGAUAAUAAGUUGUACGGAUCCUGGCGGUCUUAGUUCAACAACAGCGAUAACUGUGAACGUACAAGACGUCAACGACCACGCACCUGUUCUAUUAAUUGAUGCCGGUUUCAGUCAACCAAUAGCGAUAACGCGCACAACAACUUUGUAUGCUGACCUUAUGACAUUUAGCGCGAGCGAUUUAGACCGAAGUGACGACAACGAUUUUGAAUUUGAGAUCAUGGGUGAAGGUGUUGGGGCUGAAUACUUUAGAAUGGUCAAAUCUGGUACUUCAACAGCAAUACUUAGACUGAAGAAAGCGCCUGACUUUACAAAUGAUAAAACAUUUUCAAUAACUAUCAAGGUUUCGGACGGUGACACUUUGCCACUGUUUGGCGGAGAAACAGUGUCCAUGAAUUACACGGCAGGGGAUCCCGACGAAAACAAAGCGAAACAAGAGGCCAAAUGUCUAAGAUGUACAAGUAGCGGAAAGGCAAUUUUGGCAGUAAUUAUCGUAGAAAGCGUUGUCAUCGCGCUUUUCUUGAUACAUGUUUUUGUCCAGUGCUUUAUAUUGAAAAAGCCAAAACGUCUCCCAAAGGCUACGGAAAUGUCAUGUAAUCAACGGUUCAAGCCAAUGAAAAAUACGGAGGGAAAGAAGAAUUCAGUAGUGUCAAAGAAAACUGCAUUUUCUUCACUUUCUGCUGUUACAACAACAAAUGUAAUGAAAAUGAAUCGAAUGGAAAUGAACAGAAAAAUGGAGGACACACGAGAAGAAUCAAACAGUGACUCUAGCAGCAGUUUGUCCUCUGAUAGCGAGGAUGAUAUCAGAAACGCAAGAAGAGAUAUAGGGCGGAGCAGAUUCAUGCCGUCAAACGCAGGUAGCAUAGUGAGAACCCCGAGAUCAGCGGGACUAGUAGCAUCACCAGUAUACACUUCUACAGGCGGCCCUGUCAACAUCAAUGGACCAGGCGGGCUUGCCCCUGGCUUUAUUGUGUAAAAAGAAACAAAACAAUUAUAUUGAAUAUGAAAACUUUCAAACGUUUCCAUUCACCAGCAAACUUUUGGAGAAUAAUUAUGAAUUUACAUUUUAUUAAAUUGUUGUCAUUUUCUUUAAUAAAGCAAGUUUACAAUUAUAGUGAUCGAGAAAGACUAAAAUCUCAUCCUUGUAUAUGUGGUAUAAUUGAGAGUACAGCGCUUGAAUAUGUUUAUUUAGAACAGAACAUAUAUUUUAUUUUACUUGUACCAGUUUAAACAUAUUUAUCUAUAUUAGCUCGAUUGCUAAACAAGUUCUUGCAACUAAUAUAAACAUAUUAGAGUCCGCUUCCUGGAACUAACCAGUACUGAUGUCAUGAGGAAUCCUGAUCGUGACCCGAGAAGGGCUCGAUCCCACGAUAUCUGGGGCGAGAGGCAGACACUUUAAUCACCAGGCCGCCCCUCACCUUGACUUUAUGACAAAAUUUCCUGUACAUUUGAUGACAUAAAUCAUCCUUCAUUUCCUGAUCAAAUUAUGAUGCUCAAGUUUUAAGAACGUUUAUAGCUAUUCUGUUGUUAAUCAUGAUUUGUUACUAUGUAUUUGUUUAUUGUAAUAUCACAUGAUUUACAACCGUUUCGCACCAAACCCAUUGUUUUGUAUACUUGUGGCAUUACUGUUAUAUCUAUUUCAAACAUUAUUUGCAUCAUUAAAUUUUUAUUUUGUUUACUAUUAUCUUUUUAUUAUCAUGAAAAAGUGUGCAUAGAAAUAUGAAAAGAAAUAACCGUGUUUCUAGAUCGGUCCGCUCCUUGCCUCCGUUUCAGAUCUACAUGGACACAAUUUUUGUCUAACAUUAAUAGAUAUAAUUUAUAAAAGACUGUCGUAUUUUGACAGGAAACCUACCAAAAGGAUCGGCAAGAAAAAAUGCUUUCAGUUUCUAUGCAGGUCAAUG